This is a messenger RNA of Podarcis muralis (Common wall lizard), 2611 nucleotides long. RefSeq names its product reticulocalbin 1 (gene RCN1). Gene Ontology annotation, molecular function: calcium ion binding. The record is from RefSeq and is a predicted model, not a curated record. Lineage: Eukaryota; Metazoa; Chordata; Lepidosauria; Squamata; Lacertidae. Gene Ontology annotation, cellular component: endoplasmic reticulum.
GAGGGAUCGGGGGCAGGAGUGGGAUCCCACGUUGAAUCUUUUUAAAGUGCAUGAGGGGAGGGAGAGAGAGAGAGAAGGCGAGGGGGCACGUUUGCUGGUGCUGCUGGGCUGGGAACUCCGCUUAAGCACGUGGCAGGCUUUUGCAGAGAGAGGAGCCCGCAAAGAGUCGACUUGACCCUGCACCGCCUUGCUAGAAAGUUGAAGUUUCUGCUGCUUCGGUUCUUUGCAGUGCCCCGACGUUGCCGCGCUCCCCCCCCCCCAACCUCCUGCACGACAGAUCGCCCUUUGCCCGGUGCACACAAUGGGCUCUGAAGCCCCUCUCCGCUACCUCGCGGCGGGGCUGCUGCUGACGCUUUGCACCCGGGGGUCCUUGGGCGUCCCCACUUUCAGGAAGGAGAGGGGAGUUCAUCCGGAGCCCGAGCUCAGCGAUCGGCAGCACGAAGACAACCAGAGCUUCCAGUACGACCACGAGGCCUUCCUGGGCAAAGAAGAAGCCAAAACUUUCGACCAGCUCACCCCAGAGGAGAGCAAAGAAAGGCUGGGGAAAAUUGUUAAUCGAAUUGAUGAUAACAAAGAUGGCUUCGUCACCACAGAGGAACUGAAAAACUGGAUUAAGCGAGUGCAGAAACGCUACAUCUUCGAAAACGUGGCAAAAGUCUGGAAGGAUUAUGACCUCAACAAAGACAACAAAAUUUCUUGGGAAGAAUACAAGCAAGCCACAUAUGGCUAUUACCUCGAAAACCCAGCUGAGUUUGAAGAUGCAACAGAGCAGCACAAUUUCAAAAAAAUGAUGCCCAGGGAUGAAAGAAGAUUCAAAAGAGCUGACCUGGAUGGUGAUUCCGAAGUCACUCGUGAGGAGUUCACAGCUUUCCUUCACCCAGAGGAAUUUGAGCAUAUGAAAGACAUUGUUGUUCUAGAAACCCUGGAGGACAUAGACAAAAAUGAGGAUGGAUUUGUGGAUCAAGAUGAAUACAUUGCUGAUAUGUUUGCGCAUGAAGAUGGUGGUCCAGAACCUGACUGGGUAAUAACUGAACGGGAGCAGUUUGCAGAUUUUCGGGAUCUCAACAAGGAUGGGAAGAUGGAUAAAGAGGAGAUACGACACUGGAUUCUCCCACAAGACUAUGAUCAUGCACAAGCCGAAGCCAGACACUUAGUAUAUGAGUCGGAUGUCGACAAGGACCACAUGUUAACCAAAGAAGAGAUUCUGGACAACUGGAAUAUGUUUGUUGGAAGCCAAGCAACAAAUUAUGGAGAAGACCUCACAAAAAACCAUGAUGAGCUAUGAUGUUUUUUGAAAAGCAAAUACACUAGAGACUUGGGUCAUGUUUUCCUGUAUAUAACCAAAGUAAUAGUGGCUAUUUUAGCAGAUUAUAUUUUUAAUAAGGCUAUUUUUAGCAUUGUUGAAUAUACAAUAGGUUUACCACUUUUUUAAUUGCACAUUUUUAUUAUACAUUUCAGUAUAAUUUUGAGGAUGCACUUUUCAGUCAUAGCUUUUGAUACACUUUCACCUCAGCCAUAAAUACUCAGACCUGGAAUUCUCACUGACAUUGGUGAGACUUAGCUUGUAAAAUGUAGUAUGGAAGAUGAGUAGCCUCAUAGGAUACCCUUGUAUGUUGUUGACCCACAGUGUAUCACACUGCAGGUGUGUGUGUGGCAGGUUGCUAAUGGUUCAGUGCUCCCUCAUAACACAUUCAAAAAUGUCAGGCUGCAAUUCUGUACACGUCUAGCUGGGAGUAACUCCUGUUAAACUCGGUGGGACUUCUGAGUAGGCGCAUGCAGGAUUGCACAAUAGGUAGGAUAGUCUUCCUGACAUGCUGGUUUCCUUUGAUAGAGGAGACUUUUUCAUAAGGACAGAAGAAGAACUGUACUGAAUCAGGCCAUCUGUUCCAGCAUCCUGUUCUUGCAGAGGCUAACCAGAUGCCUAUGGGAAGCCUUGAUGCAGGACCCAAAUGCAACAGCGCUUUCCUCCCUUGGGAUUUCCAUGUGUACAGAGUUUGGGCUUCCCAUCCACUUCCAUGGCAGUGGUGGCUUUCACAUUCCCUUGCAGAUGGAGAAGCCCUGGGUGGAGGGAACUAUAUGAAUGGUUGGAAGCUCCUGCCUUGGCUUCGUCCUAAAUUACAACCAAUAAAUCUCAUUGGCAUUUGAAAGACAGCAUUGCCACACGGUGUGAUGUUUCUGUUCAAACGGCAGAGCUGCUGCUUUCUACACUUUCCCUGUUGUUUGGUAGAGCAAUCCACUUCAUAUUUAUGAAGUGGGUUUUUGCCAAAUAUUAUGGGUGGAUAGCAGUCGUUUCACAGUGGAAAUGAAGACACACCGCAUUUCCAAACUGGGCCUUUUGUGAGCAUUCAAGAGCCUUUGAACUUUGUAUUGAAUUUCCAGAGAGGCUAUACAGCAGUUUGUUGUUCUGAGUUUGUUGUAUGUGUGUAUAUACAUAUGCAUUGCCACUUUAAGGAGGUUUUAUGCUAUCAGCUAAUAAAAGCUUUUAAUUUAGGGGCUUAGAGAGGAGCUGUAUUUCAGAAUGCAUAUGAGCUGUUGCAUAUGAUACAAUUGCAUUUUUGCCUGUAUUGACUUGAAGAUACAAACGAUAAAAAAUAUUACAUCUUUUGGAUAA